GCCACACUUUUAUGACUUUUUUCAGUGACUGAAGAAAAGGUUUGAGUUCAUCGAAUUUGAUCAAAAUGUAUGGAAUUGCAAUAUCUUGUUACCUGUCAAUCUUCGGCAUUUUCUACACAGAUGCCAACGAAACCCCUUUCUCUGUGACUCAAGUCCCCGCAUGCCUGACUGAAGUGGAAGGUAUAAAUGUGUCCAUGUAUUGUUCCAUUCCGCUAUUCUCUCACAACCCAGCAGUAGACGUUUACUGGCAGAAAGGCGACCAGGGCAAAACUUUGGAUCUGACUGCGGACCAAAGGAAAAUAAUGUUACCAUUCAAGCAAGGAUCCACUGAGCUCCAACUGGUCAAUCUACAUUUCCAGGACUCUGGAAUCUAUUAUUGCAGCAUUAGGGUCUCUGGCAGGAAGGUUUUCAAUGGAAAUGGGACAAGGCUGAUCGUACAUGUGCCACCAACUCCAGUGAAAAUUGUUCAAAUGCCUGCUCCGUCCCUCACUCUCCGCUGCACGACAGCUCCUUUUUUCCCAGAGGAAAUUCACGUAAUUUGGUAUAAAAAUGAUAUCCUGAUUACAUCUGGGAUCAACGCCACGAAAGUAUGGAAAGAGGGGAGUUUAUUUAAAGUCUCCAGCGUUCUCAAUCAUCUGGAGAGCGGAUCGGUUUAUAUGUGUCAGAUUUCCCAUGUAGCCCUCCAGCUCCCAGCCUGCGUCAGCUACAAGAUUCAGGGCAACGGCAACAAUAACUUUCCUUACGUCUUGGUGUCUGGGUGUGCAGUGGGCGGUUUAAUAAUUUUGUUUCCCGUUGUUGCAAUUCUUGUCAAGCGACGGACAUCAGGCAAACCUGAAGGAACACAGAUUACUGAAGACAUACCAGAGCAGCUGGAGCCGCAGAUUAGGUAUGGGAGAGAAGUGAACAGCCCUUCCUAUGCUGCUCUCAAUUUCAGUGAGCACGGGAAAUCUGCAAAACCCAGGCAUCUGGGAGAGCCAACUAUCUAUGCCCAGACUCAACAAAGUGCUGGCAUUAAACUGAUAUAUACAUCUGUGGAAUUCACCAAUCCGCAGAAAAGUGAAAAAACCAACAAACAGAAAAUGGAAAUGGAAUAUGCAAAGAUCAAGAUAAACAAGCCAAAUGGAGAAUCCCAGCUCGUAUGAAGAAUUGUAAAGUCCAAUAAUGGGCCAGCCACAUAGGGUCCACCAUGCAGUGUCUGAUUAUGGAAACUACCUGUACAGUACAUUAUUGGUUAUUUAGUAGCACAUUGACACAUAAAGGAAUGGAAGGAAUCUGCAGAAGAUUUACUGAGAGAAAGACAUUGGGAAUUGGCACAGCAGCUGACCUUGAAACCUACAGCUUGUUUAAAAGAACCAAAGCAGUACAGUAUUCAUCAAAGUUUUAAAGUGGGACACAUGAAAUGUGAAACACAUUUGUCAUUUCGGGUAGGAGUAGAAGAUGAUUAGUUGGAUGAGUUAUGCAACAUUAUAAAAUAAACCAUUUUUUAUACAAUCAGAGGAGCACUUGACAAUUUGGUCAUCUUCCCUCAUCUCUAACAGCAUUUAGGUUCUAUAAGAAAAUGCUCUUACCAUUCUUUGAAUAAUGAUAUCAACAAGUCCUUAUAUUCCUUUCUAUUUCAUUGACUUAUCUAGCUCCUUCUGCCAUGCACAAAUCAUCAUCUCAAAGACAUUGUGUGGGAGCAAACUGAACCUACAAAGUUUAUUUCCUGGGUAAGCAGAAGAAAAUCAUGACAAGGAGAAUGGUAGAUACUUGAAACCCUUGAACCUUCUACAGCAUGUAUUCGGAAUAUUGCGACCUUCACUGAAAUUUCUUGUUUGGUCCACAAUAUCCCACACUUUGUAGCCCUUGACAGUCUUGUCUAUCAAAUAUCUGCCUAAUGUAUUCAAUGAAUAAAUUCUCA
This is a messenger RNA of Chiloscyllium plagiosum (whitespotted bambooshark), 1900 nucleotides long. RefSeq lists its product as uncharacterized. The record is from RefSeq and is a predicted model, not a curated record. Lineage: Eukaryota; Metazoa; Chordata; Chondrichthyes; Orectolobiformes; Hemiscylliidae. Gene Ontology annotation, cellular component: external side of plasma membrane. Gene Ontology annotation, biological process: cell surface receptor signaling pathway; positive regulation of T cell proliferation; T cell costimulation.